Molecule: messenger RNA, 2198 nt
Organism: Vigna umbellata (rice bean)
Lineage: Eukaryota; Viridiplantae; Streptophyta; Magnoliopsida; Fabales; Fabaceae
Product: WUSCHEL-related homeobox 9
Biological process (GO): regulation of developmental process
Molecular function (GO): DNA-binding transcription factor activity; DNA binding
Source: RefSeq, a predicted model, not a curated record
AAUACACUGCUAGCACUCCCAAGUCACCAACACUCUCCUUUCCUUUCCCCCAAAGAAAUGUGGUAAAAGAAAGAGACAAAGUGAUCAGAAGCCCACCCUUCCCCUUACCCUUCUCUCUCACUCAUGAAAGCCCUAGCAUUAAGACCCUUUUCCCUGUCAUCUCUCAGACAACAAGAUUCCUAAUUAAGUCCCCAGCAUCUAUUCCUUUCCAUGUUCCAUUUGCUUCUCGUCCGGGGGAAUUUCCUUGUACUUUAAAGAACCUCCACACUCACUAAACCCUUUUUUUCUUCACACUAUUAAUGCAAAAGUUCUUUCUAUGCAAAAGCUACCUAUAUAGCAGGGGAUGGGAUACAUGGUACUCGUCAUUCCCUUUUAUUUAUUUCCCUUUCCUUUCUAGUUCAUCUUUCUCACACCCGAUUCCUCUUUCCCUUUCCUCCUUUUUUAUAUAUUUUCUUUAAUACCCUUUUUUCUUUCAUUUUAUUGUGUUAACUUCCGAUAUAUGUGAAUAAUUUUGUACCUUUUCUUUGUACUAGAUCCCAACCUCUUAUAUUAACAUUAUCAUAACAUCGGUGAGAUGCACAGUUACACACAGGCUAGGGUAGGUGAAGACCCUAUAUAAGAAGCCACGUUGUGUUGGCCCUUUGAGUUCAGUUCAGACCCAAAAGCAACACCAACAAAAACUACUGCUGCCUCUGGAUUUUUUUUUCUCUUCUUGUUGGCCGUUUUUCAUAUCUAAUAACUUUCACUUCAGUAUUUUUCCACCAUCAUCAUGGCUUCUUCUAACAGACACUGGCCGAGCAUGUUCAAGUCUAAGCCCUGCAACCCUCACCACCAAUGGCAGCAUGACAUCAACUCCUCCCUCAUCUCAACUGGUUGCCACAGAAGCCCUUACACUUCAGGUACGGGUUGUGAAGAGAGAAGUCCGGAGCCAAAGCCAAGGUGGAAUCCAAAACCUGAGCAAAUUCGGAUUCUGGAAGCUAUAUUCAACUCAGGAAUGGUGAAUCCUCCUAGGGAUGAAAUAAGAAAGAUAAGGGCACAGUUACAAGAGUAUGGCCAAGUGGGUGAUGCAAACGUAUUCUAUUGGUUUCAGAACCGCAAAUCAAGGAGCAAACACAAGCUUCGCCAUCUCCAAAACACGAAAAACCAGAACCUUGAAGCUCAACAAAACCCCACAUCUCUCCCUCAAAUCACUGCACCAUCAUCCUCGUCUUCCUCAUCUGAGAAAUCCUCUCCAAAAGAAUUAAUACCUACCAAGGUAUUUUCCAUCGGAUUCUCUAACGUCACCGAUGUGGUACCUAAUUCUCCGACUACUUCUGUGAACCAGACCUAUUUUCAGACUCACAACGAGUCUUCCAUGCUUCCACCCCCACCUGCUGCUGCUGCCGCACAAACUGGGGGUUUCUUCUUCCCAGUGCAACAUCAUGGGCAGGGAGUACCACCUAGUACGGUGGCAUCUCAAGGGUUUUGCUUCUCGGAGCUGUCCAAUGUUGUUCAACUUCAGUCACCUCCUCAACACAACGUUGGUCCUUGCACCAGUCUCUUGCUCAGUGAAAUCGUAGGCCACGGUGGUGCUGCUUCAAAGAAAGAUCUGGAACAAGACAAGAGUCUGAAAAUAAUGCACCAGCCCUCACUGUUUAAUUUCUGUGUCACUCCCACAACAACAGCUCCUACUACUGCCUCAGCUGUACCUCCAAUCACUACCUCAACCACCACUGUUCUAUCCCCCGUCAUUGCUCAAGUUCAAGGCAUGGGAGAUCCAGCUGCUGCGGCGAGAUCAACGGUGUUCAUUAACGAUGUGGCAUUCGAGGUAGCGGUGGGUCCUUUCAAUGUGCGUGAAGCUUUUGGAGAUGAUGCUGUGCUCAUCCACGCCACUGGUCAACCUGUGCUAACAAACCAAUGGGGUGUCACUCUUCAUUCACUCCAGCAUGGUGCAUGUUAUUAUUUGAUAUAGGAAGAGAAAGCUAAAUGAUGAUGCAUGGGAAAGGUUUUAGAUAUGGUGUUUUUUCUGUCUGUUUCGAUCGUUCUGUCCUUUUUUUCUGUUCUUAUCUAUCUCUACGUGUGUAUUACUAUUAGGGUUAUUAAUAGGGGUUUCUAGACACUGCUUUAUGAGUUAAAGUAUGGAUGUUAUGACUUUGUUGACCUGAUCAUGUGUAACUUUUCUCCUAAUUUAGUUUAAAGCAAAUCAUGGUUAAUACCUA